CAGAGAAUAACGAGUCUACAAUGUCGCAACCACGGAUCAGACCGAUUGAGAAGUUUGCCCAGGCCACAGCCAAGUGCUCAGUGGAGGCGGCUGCAUAUGGCAAAUGCAUUGUAGCGGACUACACCGCAGUUCAGAAGGAUAUGUGUGCUAAGGAGUUUAUGAGGUUGAAAGAUUGCUAUCUGGCCGCGGCUAAGAAGGCUUAAAGAGGGCCGCAAGGUAGGGCCCAGUUGCAUGGAUUUGGCGCAUGGGGGGGUUCUUUCAUUACAGAAUACGAUACGUAUUUCUAUUAUCUAUAGAGUGAACAAAUUUUUUUUCUUUUG
Messenger RNA from Aspergillus campestris IBT 28561, 320 nucleotides. RefSeq lists its product as uncharacterized. NCBI's taxonomy places the organism in Eukaryota, Fungi, Ascomycota, Eurotiomycetes, Eurotiales, Aspergillaceae. The transcript is spliced from 3 exons. The record is from RefSeq and is a predicted model, not a curated record. Gene Ontology annotation, biological process: mitochondrial respiratory chain complex I assembly. Bases 21 to 203 code for a protein of 60 amino acids. Gene Ontology annotation, cellular component: mitochondrion.